CGCGCCCGGGCUUCACUUCGUGGUGCUUCACGGCCGUGUGGACAUCCAACACCCUUCCUCCUUCUCUGUCCUCUGCACACCUCCUUCUCCUCCUAUUUUCUCCCGUCGGGUGCUGAUGCCCAUCACCAACCAUCACACACCACACAGUCAACACCUUCCACCUCCCACCCUACCUCCUUGCCUGCCUCUCUCUUGGCUGGUUGGGCUGGCCUCUAGCUCAGUUGCUGUUCUGAUGGUGGUGGAGCUAGCUGCUCGCGUACACCAGUGUUCAUUAAACAACACGUUCCGUUUUCCUUUACACACGUUUUACACAAAGUCGUAACAAAAACCUUUUCACUCAACGACAGUUUUCUUUUUUUUUGUGUGUUGAGACAUUUUUCUAUCGAUUUCAAGAAUGGGUUUGUCGUCGGUUGACUUGUACAUUGACUGAAAGGUUUGCCUCGUGGCGAGCAAACGUUGAUCCUAGGCGGCUAUCUUUUUAGAGUUCUCUACAAUUUGGUGGUAGUGCCAUUAAGUGAUUGGAGGUGCAUCGUGAACUAGUGAACUGUUUUCUCACGAAUUGAAUUUUUUAGUCUUCAAAAAAUAAAAAAAGUGCUGGUGAUUUUACCCCCCCCCCAAAAAAAGUGCUCAAUUUUUCGUGUGUGUGUGUUUUGCGAAAAGUGGUGUCUUGAGUAAAAAUAAAAAAAAAAUUGUGUAGGAUCGAUCAACUGCCGUGACUAUUGCGACCCAAAAGAAGAAGGCGAAAAGCAGCACGCUGCAUAGCCUCGCGCUCCAAAUGCGUUUCGAACAGGGCGAGCAAGUCAAUCAGCUGUUCUCGCAAUCCGAGAUGGCUUUCCAUCCGUUCCUGUUGCAGCAACAACAGCAUCAUCAUCAUCACCUUUCGCAUCAGACGACUGGCGGCAGUGCAGGCAAUGGAAGCAGCGGCGGUAGUGGUGGCACUAGUGGUCGACCUUCCGAUUUUAGCGUCAGUUCUCUGUUGACGGCGUCUCAACAACAGCAUCACCAGUUUAAUAGUGCCGAUCGAAACAACGCACUCACCUCACCUCCUUCCAGCAAUUCCGUUCAAUCAGCAGCCGUGGCCGCCUUGGCCGCAGCUGCGGCUGCUCACGCCGCGAUGCGAGCUCAUUCGCCCCCGUCGGCUGUCGGUUCAAACAACAACAACAAUAAUAGCGCUAAUUCUUCAUCGUCAUCGGCUGCUGUGGCGUCCAGUUCUCCCGCUGGAUCGGGAGCUAUAGGCCCGUCUUCAAUUCCCAAUCCGGUUAGCGUUAGCAUGGCUCAAUUGUCGGCCUACAAUGCGGCAACGUCGUCCCUUUUAGCCGCCCAUCCGGCCUCGGUCCGUUUCCCACAUCCUUACACGACGGCCGAAGACGUGCUCGCCUCGGCGGCUGCAGCCGCUGCUGCCGCCGCCCAACAUCUUCGACCGCUGCGCACUUUGCCGGCGGUGGAAGACGACGGUGUUACCGACGAUCCCAAAGUCAGCCUCGAAUCGAAAGAUUUGUGGGAAAAGUUUCACGGACUGGGCACCGAAAUGGUCAUCACCAAAUCUGGCAGGCAAAUGUUUCCGCAAAUGAAAUUCCGCGUGUCUGGACUCGAUCCGAAAUCCAAGUACAUUCUGUUGCUGGACAUUGUGGCCGCAGACGACUACCGAUACAAAUUCCACAACAGUCGUUGGAUGGUGGCCGGCAAAGCCGAUCCCGAAAUGCCCAAGCGAAUGUACAUCCAUCCCGACAGUCCAGCAACGGGCGAGCAAUGGAUGCAAAAAGUCGUUUCCUUCCACAAACUGAAAUUGACCAACAACAUCUCGGACAAGCACGGCUUCCAGACGAUAUUGAAUUCGAUGCACAAGUACCAGCCGCGAUUUCAUCUGGUGCGAGCCAACGACAUCCUCAAGUUGCCCUACAGCACGUUUCGCACCUACGUCUUCAAGGAGACGGAAUUCAUCGCCGUCACGGCUUAUCAAAAUGAAAAGAUCACGCAAUUGAAAAUCGAUAACAACCCGUUCGCCAAAGGAUUCCGCGAUACGGGAGCAGGGAAGCGUGAAAAAAACAGGCAGGCCAUGUUGGCAGCAUCUCAACGGCAUCACGACGAUCCCUCAUCGCACAAGCAUCAUCACCAUCAUUCGUCUAGUGGCGGAGGUGUAGGUGUAGGCAGUACGGGUCUGCACGGACAUCAUCACGUCGGCCAUCACGGCCAUCACCACGGACACCACCACGCGCAUCACCUUGCCGUCCUCGGUGGCGGCGUUCACGGUCACGGCACGGGCGGCGGUGUGUCCAUGUCUUGCUCCCCGGCUCCCGAUUCCAGUCAAGAUGGCGUUCACGAUUUGGACGAUGAGAAGCUGGACGUUGUCGGCACUAGCGACGGACGAGACGGCGCAUCUCCCCUUCACAUCUCUGACGAUGCCAGCAUGUCGGAGGAUCUGAGCCGGACGGGUACGCCUUCGCAUCAUCACGGCGAUUCGGAUUCGGACGGCAACAACGACCACCACCACCAACAUCAGCCGUCGUCUUUGCAUCAUCAACUACACAACCAUCACCUCAACAGUCUUCAUCCGCACCACAAUCAGAGCCUGCAGCAUCACUUGCUCGUCCAGCAACAGAUGCAACAAAUGCAGAGGAAUCGAGAAAAUCAUUUGAAUCAAAGAGUGUCGUCGGCCGGAGCCACGAUCGGCGGAGGCCAACAGCAGCAACAACAACACGGCGCCGCCAGUGGUGGCAACGCUGCCGGAGGACCGGGUUCCAUGUUGUCUCCGGGCUCGGCUGCUGCCGCAGCUGCGGCCGCCGCCGCCGCCGCUGCCCAGCAAAUCCAUUCGGCGUUGGCUUCGUCGGGAGGCGCGGGCGGUUUGCUCUCGUCCGUCCAUCCGAGCACGGUCAGUUUGGGACCGCCACUACCUCCACCACCUCAUUUGCUACCCUACCUCUAUCCGGGUGCUGGAUUGUAUCCGGGAGGUCCUUCUCUGCAUCAGCUGAGUCAGUUCCUCAAUCACGCUCACGGCCACGGCCUCAAUCACGGACCUCACGGUCCGUCUGGUCCGUCUGGUCACGCCAUGGCCGGCCUGGCGGCCGCCGCCGCGUCUGCGCACAUGGGCGCGCACAUGGCCGGCCACAAUUUGCUGCUGAACGCCCAGUUAGCCCUUGCCGCCCAGCAUCAACUCUUCCAUCCGCACGCCUAUCAGAAUCUGUCGGCUGCCAUUGCGGCUCAUUCGGCCGCCACCAACGCCGGAGCUGCGGCGGCAGCCGGACAAGUUCCAACGUCACUCCCAUCGACAGGCGUCGGCCAUCCUUUGUCCCAGCCUCCUUCUCUUCCGUUGGCGCCGAUUCCAGCAGUCACCACUCCCCUGUCGACGACGCCUCCUUCCACUGGCGGAGGAGGAGAGAGCGGCCAACGUCUCAGAGGUCAGCACCGUUUCGCUCCCUACAGUUUACAGCUGGGCAGCAGUAGUAGUACAAGUCCACCGGCCGGACACAAAUCGCACGUCGCGUUGUCGUUGGGCUCGUCCGCUUUCGAGGCGGUCAGUCCGAAAGGAUCCAGUCCUAAAGGAUCACCUCCGCCGCAUCAUCACCGGUCGCCGUCUCCUACACCGUCGUCCGUCUCCAGCACGGUGAGCAGCGCAGCCAGCAACGCCGCAUCGGCUAGCGAUCUAAAGAACAUGGAGAAAAUGAUUAACGGCUUGGAAAUGGCCAAGGGGAUGAUUGCCGCCGGUGCUGAAUCCAACGGAUCCAUCGACAGUUGCGAUCCCAAGUAGUUUGACUUUUUUUUUUUUUUUUUUUUUUUAAUCCACUCCCCCAAUUUAUUAUUAUUAUUUUUUUUUAUCGUCUCGUCACAUCACAAUUUUUUAUAAUUAUAGUUUAUAUAUAUAUUAUCUCUCUCCCUUUUUUCCCCUCAUUCAUCAUUUUUUUUGGUUUUAUUAUUGAACUUGAUCUUGUUGAAUUCUAUGGCAACUCCCUCUCUCUCUCUCUCUCUGUGUGUGUGUAUGUAUACAUUUGUUUUUCCGCGCAUGUCUUUUCUUCAAUGGCACAAUUCCAAACCACUAGCGCAUCUGGCAAGGACUUUUUUUUUAUUAUUUUAAAUGAAUGUGAAUAUAAUAGUUGAAAGAAUUUCGAACAAAUCAUUCUUGGUUAGGGUUACACACACACACACACACACACACGCGAGAAAAACAGAAACAUCUUCGAAACCAAAGAGAAAAAAAAAAUAACGUGUGGUCUUAAUAAUUAUUUUCAUCUGGUCCCUCCCCGAUUCCACGACGUUUCAUCUCUCAUGUGUAUGCUUGUAAUCACGUGCGUGUGUUGAGAAUUUCUGUUGCUGCAAUUUUCAAAUAAGAGAGAAAGAAAAAUUGUAGAAAAGUACACGUACACACAACCUCCCUCCGAUCACACUGCUCUGCCUACCUGCCUCCUCGUCUAGUAACAUACCCGGGUACGAAAACAUAAUUUGCAUAAUUUAAAAUUUGUCUACACACAAUUUUUCAUCGCUGUUUUUAUUUGGGUCGUAUAGAUGAGUGUUUUUUUCUAUACGAGCGACAUUCAUUUUGUGCAAAUGUGAUCCCCCCCCCUAAAAUCCGUUCGUGUGCCAAUGAGUUUGACAUUUUCACACACAUUUCUUCUUUCCUUGACUCCUACACACACGUCCGUAUGUUUUUUUAUUUGCGUGCUAUCAUUAUGAUAUAGGCCUAUACGUAUGUCAUGUCAAACUAUUAUAUAUACGGUUGUUCUCUUUGCGUUUCGAGUCUUCAUUUUUAUUGUUGUUGUUGUUGUUGUUGUCGGCCGAACGUUGGGAGUGAUUCCGUUUGUGCGCUUCUUCUCAUUUUUGGCAAACUGUCCUCUCUCUUAAAGUUCUAGUAAAACACACAUACAUAUUGAAUAUAUAUACAUAUAUAUGUACGUGUGUGUGCUGCUCCUGUGUAUCUAAUAAAUGUACAUGUUGAUAUAUAUAUAUAUUAAGUCCGUGUGUAUGCUGCGUGAAGUUGCGUACGUUCCGUCAGGUCCGGCGGAAGAGAACAAACACAAAGAAAAUCGGUGAAAACUUAAAAAAAAAAAAUUCUAAAAAAAAUCACGGGGCGGUUUGACAGUGGCGUACAUUUUUUUUUGGUGGGGGAGGGGUAUGCGCGUGUCCUGUGACAACAUUUCAGUGCGUUCAAUUUCGUCGUGUAUUCAUCCCGUGGACCCUCCUUUAUAUUCUUUUGAAAUUUUGUGGUCAUUUUUUGUGUGUGUGUGUGUGUGAAUUUCAUUGUCCGACUAUUGGUUCUCUGAUCCCUCCCUAGCCGCUAUACAAAUGGAUGAUUAUUGCCGUUAUUUAGCCGACGAAUUGCACUUAUUGUACAACACGGUUUGGAUGAUGAUAUGAUGACACGCCCUUUAUAUACAAAACGUAGCGCGCGCAGCCACACACACAGACAUCUAUUAUUUUCGUGUUCCGUUUGUUUGUUUUCCGUUUUUUUUUUUUUGUUCAUUUGAAAUUUCUUUGUAUUUUAAACUCAAAAAAAAAAAAGAAAAGAAAAAAAAAAAACAAGAACAACAACUAUACAUCUAUAUGGGUUCCUGGUUCCUUUUCGAUGUGUAACAAAGUCAAAGUAUCAGUUUUGUAAUUGAGCAAUACAGCUUUGUUAUGUGCGUUAAAA
Molecule: messenger RNA, 5620 nt
Organism: Daphnia magna
Lineage: Eukaryota; Metazoa; Arthropoda; Branchiopoda; Diplostraca; Daphniidae
Product: T-box transcription factor TBX2b
Exons: 7
Coding region: 776-3745 (989 amino acids)
Biological process (GO): regulation of transcription by RNA polymerase II; cell fate specification; positive regulation of DNA-templated transcription
Cellular component (GO): nucleus
Molecular function (GO): RNA polymerase II cis-regulatory region sequence-specific DNA binding; DNA-binding transcription factor activity, RNA polymerase II-specific
Source: RefSeq, a predicted model, not a curated record